This is a messenger RNA of Haemonchus placei, 783 nucleotides long. The record is from the annotation of a GenBank genome assembly. Lineage: Eukaryota; Metazoa; Nematoda; Chromadorea; Rhabditida; Trichostrongylidae.
AUGAGCGGAUACAGUGUCCGCCAACUCAAGACAUGGUUCUAUGAGUAUCUGGAUGAGGCGCCAUCCUGGAAGAUCCGGAAGUAUGAAAAAGUCAACCUCCUGAUAGAUGGAACAUGGUUCCCCAACAAGGUCUGCCUGAUUGUCUAUCGUGCAAACAACAUCAAGGCGACUCUGUUCUACCGACUAACGGACGAUGAGAGAGAAUUGGAGAUCCUCGCUGAUUUAAAAGCACUUAAAAGGAUGAAGAUCAGGGUUGAUAGCGUCACCUCAGAUGGCGGUCAGGACAUCAUCAGAGCCGUCAAAUAUACUUUCCCUGACGCCAUAAGGCAGAGAUGCCUGGCCCAUAUAGAGCGGGAAUGCUUGAGCUGGAUUACACAGCGCCCAAAGAGUGCAGCCGGUAUAGAACUUCGUCGCCUGGUCUGCCAAAUAAGCCGGAUAAAAACCCGCAACGACGAACUGUAUUGGAAGCGCUGCCUAAGCGCGUGGUAUGAUGAAUACUCAGAGUUCCUCAAGGAGAAAACCGUAUCUCCUACCACGGGAGAAAAGUCAUAUACACAUGACAACAUCCGCAAGGCGUACUUUCAUAUCUGGCACGCCCUUCCUGACAUGUUCCGGUUCAUUGAUCAUCCGGAUGUGCCGAAGACUUCAAAUGGCCUUGAGUCAUUCUUCGGACACCUCAAAGACCACAUGAGGUUACACCGAGGACUUUCAUUAGAACACCACAAGAACUUCAUCAAGUGGUAUUUGAACUUUAAUGCGGAAAAAGGGAAGAAGAAAGAGUAA